AUGAGGGAGCACCCUCCGCCUCGUCGGUUCAACUACAUCCCCGGCAUCCCCCUGGUCGCCUGCGCCAGUGAGGGUCAGUCGGCGCUGCUGCGCCACCUGCUGCGCCAGGAGGGGGUGGACCCCGGCGUGCGGGACCUCAACGGCAACACGGCGCUGGGCCUGGCCACCGCCAACGGGCGGUCCGAGGCGGCCGGCCUCCUGCGCACCGCCCAGGCCGCCGGCGCGCGGGAGGAUGGCGUCGCCGCGCAGGGCGCGCCCGCCUGA
This is a messenger RNA of Auxenochlorella protothecoides, 264 nucleotides long. RefSeq lists its product as hypothetical. Lineage: Eukaryota; Viridiplantae; Chlorophyta; Trebouxiophyceae; Chlorellales; Chlorellaceae. The transcript is spliced from 2 exons. Bases 1 to 264 code for a protein of 87 amino acids. The record is from RefSeq and is a predicted model, not a curated record.